GGUCUACGCUAUCUACACAGUUCUACUAUCAGCUGACUAACGAAUUCGGGGUCUUUAUCAAUGUCUAUUCCGUUACUCAUGUUUCCUUGCGACUUCUAGUAACGGUAGUAUGUGAAACAUACUGGGGCACGAUUCGAUAAGCAGCAGUUUCGAGACGGCCGCUGACCGGUAAGAAGCUUAUCACGGAAUUGCUAAUAAUAUGCGACCAGUGAAGUGCGGACAAAAGACCAGCAAAGUAAAUUGACUGACAAAUGAGCAUCUCAUGGAAUCCGGAAAAUGGUGAGGAGCAGAGCGCCCUCUUGGCAGCGGACAGUUCCGCCAGCUCGGGCGCAGCUGCCUCUGGGUCCGACGAGGAGACAAUCACUACCAGUAGAGCUGUCAGGAACAAAACCAAACUGAGAAAGCUACAGCGCAGAACACGUAUACCGUUGGUGCCCAGGAUGCUCAGACGCCUUGGCUGUUACACGCUGAGUGCCUUCGUUGUCUUCCUGUUGCUCCUUGUCUACCUGCCUCUUAUCUAUUUGGAUGUGCACAAACGUAGUGCUGGUCUGCCCGACUGGACGUUAGAGACCUCCCGCAGCAUAGGCGACUAUCUAGAUUCCGGACAUAAUACGGCCCUCAUUGUGCCGAGGGACUUUUGCCGAAACAAGACUUUCCUGGUAAUCGCAGUGUGCACAGCCGUGGGAAACUUCAUUCAGCGACAGACCAUCCGGGAGACUUGGGGAAACACCACCGAGUUCAACUACCCAGUCUUUGUCAAGCUACACGGUCACCUCAAGGGGCACUACCUGCCACUAAUGCCGGAGCGCCUUAAGCUGUAUGGAGACUACCUAAGCGGCGAGGGCGACUCAUUAACCGCCUCUGUGCGCAUUGUCUUUAUUGUUGGCCGCCAGAGAGAUGAGGAUCUUGUCGGAAACGAGACCCUGACUCGCCUUCACAGUGAAUCGGACCGAUACAACGAUAUCAUCCAGGAGAACUUCGUGGACAGCUACAACAACCUCACGCUCAAAUCUGUGAUGGCUCUUAAGCACAUCACCCGCAGUUGCUCCAAUAGCUCGGCUUUCUUUCUCAAGUGCGACGACGAUACCUUUGUGAAUGUGCCGAACUUGCUGCACUUCUUGCUCGGAGGCACAAUACCUUUGUACAACGACACUCUAGACUAUCACGAUCGAUCUACCUACUUGGCCACGGCACCGCAGAAUCGAUUAAAAGCCAUCAGCGAAGUGAUGUACGGCCAUCAGUUCUGCAAUGUGGUGCCAGUCAGCGAAGUAAGCAGUAAGUGGUACAUGCCCUCGUACAUGUUCAAGCCGGAGUCGUACCCCAAGUAUCUUUCUGGAGCUGGCUACCUGUUGUCUAUCGAUGUGGUCCAGCGUCUAUUUGAUGCCUCUUUCAAUACGACACUAGUCUACUUGGAGGACGUGUACAUCACUGGGUUGUGUGCUCAAAAGGCCAAGAUCAGUCGCCACCACCACCCGCUCUUUAGCUUCGCCCACUCGAAACAGUUGUGUGCUUUUAAGGGUAGCAUCACACAACACCAGAUGAAAGACGACAGCAUGGUUGUCGCCUGGAACCAUGUGGCAAACUACUCUAUCAAGUGCCCGCCUCCGGAGCGCUUCUUUAGCCAAAUGCGUCUUCGCAAAAGGCCUAAUUGUUAGAAGGCUCAUGAUAUGCCUUUCAUCUCUUCCUGCUCUCUGAAGAUUUCGACAUAGUAUAGUUAUUUUGCUUUGGUACAGUUUUUAAACUUUGAGUUCCUGAAAUUAAUUGUAGACCUGUUUGGGCUAAUAUAACGAUUUCGUUGUAGAGCAUAAUCAGCUGACUUGCUUGACAAGCAAAGGUGAUAUAAAAUAGUGUUUAAAGAUAAACCUUUUGAUUCCUCGAAAUUUAUAACUAUUACUCAGAGUAUUCCUUCUUUUUCAAAAACAAAAAGUGUACAAAACUCAUUUAGUGUUAAGGCGUGAGAGUUUUUUUAAUUGGCUAAAGCCUAUCACCCCAAUACUCCAUAUCAUUGUUAAAAGUAAUGCACAAACGAAAUAAUGGAUAUAAUUGGAACCCUGAAACUUCUCAGAUUUUUAGAAAUGAAUCCAAGAAAUAGACUUUAUAAUAGAAAUAUAAGUAUUUAUUUUCAUACAUGAGAUCUAAUACCAGAUCUAUUUAAGUAUCCUCUAAUUAAUCACUUUUUAUUUCUAGUGCUCAGUACUCGAUCUAAUUUUUACGUGUUCAAUACUUCCGUGGGUUCGCAUAAUCGGCUUCUCGUAAUAAAAAGCCCAUUUGAUUCACGCACAGAAUGUUGAUAAAAAAAAUGAAUAUCUAAUUAUUUUGUAAUCGUGUGAUGGAAGAAGACAAAAGUUUCUGAAAUAUCUAGUUGUGUUUUUGUUCAAUGCCGAAUAAAGUUCCAAAAACUA
This is a messenger RNA of Drosophila eugracilis, 2402 nucleotides long. RefSeq names its product beta-1,3-galactosyltransferase 1. The coding region runs from base 252 to 1655 and encodes 467 amino acids. Gene Ontology annotation, cellular component: membrane. Lineage: Eukaryota; Metazoa; Arthropoda; Insecta; Diptera; Drosophilidae. The transcript has 2 exons. Gene Ontology annotation, molecular function: hexosyltransferase activity. The record is from RefSeq and is a predicted model, not a curated record.